AUGGCAGGCCCCUACAGCUUCUCGGAAUACCAGCAGGUCUAUGUCGCCUGCCGCUCUAUUUUUCAAGGUCGAAACGCCAAGAUACGGAGGUUGAGUAAGAUCAAGAGCGUAUUCAAGGUGAAGGCAGAGGUUGUGGAAUCUGUCGUGGAAGAGAUGGGCGAGGAAAAAGUCGCCAAUGUCGCCCUUGAUCUACUGAGGGAGAAGGUCUUCAAGUAUGAGACAAAAGCUCGCGCCAGAUUUCCGGCAGCUUUCCAAAUCGAAACGGGAACGCGGAAUAGCAUCAAUGGGCUGGAGGCUGAAAGGGCUACCUCACACACGGCUGAGCCCCAGGACGACAUCUUUUCCUCCGAAGACGACAUCCAUGUCAUAAGGACGCCAGAUUGGGACUCUGAAAGCGACUUGGAUAAUACAAAGUGUCAAAACGAGGCCGACAGAAUGGCCGAAGGUCUUCGCAACAAUGUCGGCGCUUGUAAGAUCCGAGAGCUCAGAGUGGAGAUUGAUAGGCAAGUCGCAAUCAGGCAAGCCGCCAAGACCGCCCUUGAAGAUCACGCCGCUACGGAAAUGGACGACAUUCGCCGUCAACGGGAAGAGCUUGACAAGAGAGAACAAGCCUUGAUCGGCGAUAUGGCCAAGAAAGAAAGCAAACAGAAAGCGUUGCUUAGUGGCUCGAUUGACAGGUUUUUGGACAGUAGAUUUGGGAAAAGCGCAGAACAACUCGGGCCUCAAACAGAAAGAGGAGAGGCUACUGAAAAGUCUACUGAGGAGGCGACUGAAGAUUACACCCAAGUGUCCAAGGAAGAGUCUGCCGAACAGUCUGCUGACGACAUGGAAUUUGAUUUAUUUGAUUGA
This is a messenger RNA of Colletotrichum siamense, 849 nucleotides long. RefSeq lists its product as uncharacterized. The coding region runs from base 1 to 849 and encodes 282 amino acids. NCBI's taxonomy places the organism in Eukaryota, Fungi, Ascomycota, Sordariomycetes, Glomerellales, Glomerellaceae. The transcript has 2 exons. The record is from RefSeq and is a predicted model, not a curated record.